ACAAAGGUAAUAUUCCCAUCUUGACAUCCAGGCCCACAGGGAAGCCAACCUGGUCUGCUGCUUUUCAGAAAGAUGUCCCAGCGUCCUGGAGUGUCAGGGGCUGGGCUCAGUGUCAGCUUUUCUGGCCCAUCCUGACUUCUUUUUAUGCCUUUGUCCACCUCACUCCAAAGUCCCCGCAUGAUGUGGCCAUUGUGUGUGUGUGUGUGUGUGUGUGACGAACCAUGUUCUCCAUUGCAGAACAACACCGAGAUGAAACUCCUUGUACUUCUGGCUCUUCUGUUUGGGGCCAUAUCAGCUCUUCAUCUGAAGACUGACAUGUCCAAUUUUGAGAGCUCCUUGGGAGAUGAGACCCUGCCUCAGGAUAAGGAGAUGCCAGAACUUGAGGCAGGGGAUGCCCCCCUGCUGACAGGAGAGGACUGGGGCUCUGGAAGUGAAGGUGCCCCUGAGGAAGAGGGGGCUCUGGAGUCUGUCUCAGCCUUGAAUGAAUUGGACAAGAACCUUCAGUGCCCUAAGGAGGAAGACACAGUGAAACUGGCAGGCAGCCCUGCAUGCAAAACCUGCCGCUUCCUCCUGGUGCGGAGCGCCUUUAAUUUUAAUCAGGCUGAGCUUACUUGCCGGAGGUGCUACCGGGGCAACCUGGUCUCCAUUCACAGCUUCAACUUCAAUUCCCGGAUCCAGUGCGCAGUCAGGGGGCUCAACCAGGGCCAAGUUUGGAUCGGAGGCCUGGUCACAGGCAUGGCAAGAGGGGCUCCAGCGCCGAGUGGGGAGCCCCUCCUGACUCCAUCCAGUGCCCAGCUGGCUGCGGAUUUGUCUGUGCUUCCGGGUUCCUGCAAACGUUUUCGGUGGGUUGACGGCAGUUCUUGGAACUUUGCAUACUGGGCACCCGGCCAGCCCUGGGCUCAUGGUGGCAGAUGUGUGUCAUUGUGUACCCGAGGGGGCCAAUGGCGUCGAACUCUCUGCAGCAGGAGUCUCCCCUUUAUCUGUUCCUACUGAGCUGGACCCAGCCAGGGCUUCAGAGCCAUCGCCUCCCAGAAGCUCACUUUCCUCCCCUACUUGCUGCCCUCCCUCCAUCCCAGCAAUAAAACUGC
Manis pentadactyla (Chinese pangolin) is the source of this 1088-nucleotide messenger RNA. RefSeq names its product proteoglycan 2, pro eosinophil major basic protein (gene PRG2). Bases 145 to 993 code for a protein of 282 amino acids. Gene Ontology annotation, biological process: immune response. The transcript has 5 exons. The record is from RefSeq and is a predicted model, not a curated record. Lineage: Eukaryota; Metazoa; Chordata; Mammalia; Pholidota; Manidae.